GGUCAGCAGACGGCAGACACGAGAAUCGCUUCGGCGGGACCAUGGCCGAGCCCCCUCGGGACGCGAACCCAGCACCCAGGUCCUCGGUGACUGCCUCGAUGAGCCUACGGAGAACCUCGCAGCCCCGCCCCUUGAGAGUGGACUCAGCGAGCCUGGGCAGGUACCGGAGCAGCGUGGCCGCCGCCUCCUCUUCCAGGGAGUCCUCCUUCCUGGGCACGCUGACGCUGUCGGCCUCGGGCUCCGGGCGCCGGCGAGGAGCACUACGCGAGCAGCUGGGACUGCAGGAGGGGCGCGCGGAGGAUCCGUACCCGGGAGGACUGGGCGCCGCGGGCGGCAGCGGGUUGUGCCUGGAGCCGCGCGAGCACGCGUGGUUACUAGCGGCUGCCGAGGGCCGCUAUGAAGAGCUGCAAGAGGUGCUGGAAACCGAUCCGGGGCUGCUGCUCUGGGCUGACCCGAUCUCGGGCUACACCUUGCUGCACUGGCUGGCGAAGCACGGGCGCCACGAGGAGCUCAUCCUGGUGCAUGACUUUGCCCGGCGCCACGGACUGUCGCUGGACGUGAGCGCCCCGGGGAGCGGCGGCCUGACACCCCUCCAUUUGGCAGCCAUGCAAGGCCAUGACAUGGUCAUCAAGGUGCUGGUGGGCGCGCUGGGGGCCGACCCCUCGCGCCGCGACCACAGCGGUCACCGAGCCUGUCACUACCUGCGGCCCAGCGUGUCCCAGAAUCUGCGGGAGCUGGCGGGAGCCGAGGAGUGGGAGAUGGAGAAGCCUGCCAGCAAACGGAGCAACGCCAACAACAACAGCAGCGGCAUGUGGGCUCUGCGGCGGUCCUCAAGCGCCGUGGGCCAGUCGACCACGCACACCACCGGCAGACGCGCGACGAAGACGAACAGCAAGAAGGACUCCUCCACGGGCGGCAGGGUGGCACAUAUCCAGACUCUUCUCCGCCACAUGUUUCCCUUCUUCCAGGAUCGUUGACGGUGGUGGAGAAGCCCGAGCGCAGAGGGGACUUCGGACCUCCCAAGGGGCUGUGUUUGCACCGCAGCUGGGACCAGCACCCUGCCGAGCAUUUCAAGGGGAACUGUCUCAGGUACCUGUACCGGGUUUCUUGUAGCCACCAGGUGAAGCGGGAACCAAAGCACCCCUAGCAGACAGAGGGCCGGCACCAAGCUGUCCCCAGAGCUCUAGGACUAAGCAAUUGAGGACGGGAGCGCGUCCUGCUUGGCAGACAGCGAGUUACAGUUCAGCUGCCAGGAGCCGUUUGGGGGCCAGCGGAAGCGCUGAGCUUCUUAAGAAACAUUUGCCGCCAGAAUGAACCAAGAUUGAAGCUCCCAAGGAGGGAGAAAGCCACAGACUGCAGGCUGGAUUCGCCCCCGAAGCAGUCAGUUGGUGUGGGCACACUGAGCACCCCCACCCAGCACCCUGUUCCGAGCGGACCAGGUCUUACCG
This is a messenger RNA of Sorex fumeus (smoky shrew), 1448 nucleotides long. It is a transcript of the gene SOWAHD, whose product is annotated as sosondowah ankyrin repeat domain family member D. Lineage: Eukaryota; Metazoa; Chordata; Mammalia; Eulipotyphla; Soricidae. The record is from RefSeq and is a predicted model, not a curated record. The transcript has a single exon. Bases 42 to 977 code for a protein of 311 amino acids. Gene Ontology annotation, molecular function: protein binding.